UUACAGAUGGUGUUACAACGGAAUUGGUUACAAACUCUGACGACCGUGUAUGCAAAACUAAAAUGCGACAAUGCUCAAUAAAAGUGACUGCGGAAUAUUUGCGAGGAGAGAGGGGACCAACAGGACCUGUUGGACCGACGGGAGCUGCUGGAAUGCCGGGUCCAAAGGGGGAGACCGGAGAGCGAGGUCCACCGGGACAGCCGGGAUCUCCGGGAGUUUGUUUACCACCUUACGAUCCAGAUGAUGACAUGGGCGAUAGUGCUUUGGGGGACAAAGGAAAGCCCCUGACUAGACUUUGUAAGGAGUAUCCGUUUGUUCAAGCUGCAAGCGAAGAAAACAAACUAUACUGGAUGAAAGAACAUAAUCCUUUCUUAGUCGCAUGCCCUCGCAGUGGUUGGACCUGUCUUCAAGUUAGGGAAAAAUCUUUUAAAACUAAUUAUACAAGUAUCGGCAGACAAUUUUGGUUAAGUGAACAGAAAUUUAACAUUACUGAAUUUUAUGGGUUGACAUCUGAUCAAAUUUCAUUUUUACAAUCGCAAGCGGGAUCUGCCAGACAGAAAAUAAGAUACAAUUGUAUCAACUCUUGGGUUUUACCUAAAGAUAGAGAACGAUCACUACAAAUUCUCUUAUGGAAUGAUGUCUUGAUAGGACCUUAUCCAGAAGAUAGAUCACCACUUUUUUACAGUAUACUUGAAGAUAAGUGCAAUGAAUCAAACGAGGCGGGUUUAACUCCGGCUUACACUGAUAUUUGGAUUGAAACUUCGUCUCAUCGGUUGCCUAUAAUUGAUUUUAAAAUAAGAGAUAUUAAUAGAGGUAUACAACAAUUGCAUCUGGAAUUGAAAGAGCUGUGUUUCGUUUAA
Messenger RNA from Papilio machaon (common yellow swallowtail), 860 nucleotides. RefSeq names its product collagen alpha-1(III) chain-like. Gene Ontology annotation, molecular function: extracellular matrix structural constituent. The record is from RefSeq and is a predicted model, not a curated record. The transcript is spliced from 9 exons. Bases 63 to 860 code for a protein of 265 amino acids. NCBI's taxonomy places the organism in Eukaryota, Metazoa, Arthropoda, Insecta, Lepidoptera, Papilionidae.